GGCAGCAGCCGCCGCCGCCAGUGCUGCGGCCGCUGCGGCCGCCGCGGCAGCGGCGGCGGCAGUCGCCGGCCGGCCUGUCGCCGCCACUGCUAACACUACCGCACCAGCGGCGCCGUCACACCCCCCCGCUGCCGCCUCCGCCGACGCAGCUGCGGCCGCCUCCGCCAAGGCCGCGGCGCGUACGGCAGCCUUCGGCCAGGUGUUGCGCUCCAAGGGCUUCGUGUGGGUGUCGGGUCGCGACGACCACGUGGGCGAGUGGAGCAGCGCGGGUAACCUGAUGCGCUUUGGUACGGGAGGACCCUGGUACGACGUACUGCCCAGGGAGGCCUGGCCCAGCGAGCCCGCGCAGGUCGCUGACAUCAUGCGGGACUUCCAGCCAGGCAUUGGGGACAGGCGUCAAGAGCUGGUGUUCAUCGGUAUUGACAUCAACCGGGAGGCCCUAGCAGCGGCACUGGAGGGCUGUCUGGUGGUGGAUGAGCGAGAGGAGCAGCGGGUACGGCAGGCGGCUGCAGCAGCGGCAGGAGGCGCGGGAGGCGGUGCGGGAGCUGGCAGGAACACGCUGGACCCCUUCCUUCCCUGGCCGGAUAUCAAGGACAUCAUGGAUGCGGGCGGCGAUGAUGAGGGUGGUGAUGAUGAUGAUGAUGAUGAUGAGGAGGAGGAGGAGGAGGAGGAGGAGGAAGGGGAUGCCGCAGACGAGGAGGAGGAGGACGGGGAGGAGGAAGAGGAAAGCGAGGAGGAGCCCAGCCUCCUCAGUUCCUGGUGCCCCGGGGAGGUGCUGCGGGGGCUGAGCGGCGGAGCGGCGGAGCUUCAACAGCUGUUGGACGAGUGUUGCAGCGCCGGUGAGGCGGAGGAGGAGGAGGAGGAAGGGCAGCAGAGCCAUCAACAACAGCAGGGGCAGGCCGCUCCCGCGGCCGUGCUGGUGUUGUGGCACGCGCCCUGGGCUGCCGCCAGCAGCGGUGUGGCGGCCCAGGAGCUGCCGCAGCUGGCCGCCCAGUACGGCACCCAGCUGGUGUGUGUGGAGCUGGAUGUCACCGCGUCGCAGGCCAACGAAGCCCUAGCAGUCAGCGGUCUCAAGCUGGUCUCCCUGCCCGCCUCGUCACGUCGCGGCGGCAGCAGCGGCAGCGCAGCCCACGCACGCCCCACCCUGCGUGAUGGCUCCAAGUGGCCCGCGCUGACCCUACACCGCCCGCCGGCGCUGCAGCCGGAGGGAUACUUCGCGGGUCCUAACGCGGUUUCGGAGCUACGAGAGGAGCUGAGCAGGCGGCAACCUGAGUGGCAGCGGCAGAAGAAGGCGGAGGCGGGGGCGAAGGCGGCGGCGGCAGCGAGCGUUCCGGUGUUCGAGUUGCGGCGAGGUGCCGGCGAGCUGAAGGCCAAGCUGCAGGCACCUCGGGACGCCGGCAGCCUCCUGGUGCUUGCCUGGCUCUCCGCAGCAGCCCCGCAGGAGCAGCAGCAGCAACCGCAACGUGCGAACCUCCGUGACCAGAUUACCGCCGCGUGUUCCCGGUACGGCAGAGGCAGCAGCAGUGCUGCCGUACAGCUGGUGUUUGCGGACCCCGGCGCCUCUCCCGCUAAUAAGGCCCUGGCGGAGGCGCUGCGAGUGACGGCGGCGGCUGGGGCAGCAGCAGGAGCAACAUCAGGAGAUGGAUCGUGUGUUACGAUCCAAUCGUAUCGCGACAUGAAGGCCCUUGCAAAGCCGAUCAAGGGACAGGAUGCGGCGGUCAUGCUAGAGGUGCUGCUGGGGGAGCUUCUGCAACGGUCACCGCAGCCGCCGCCGGCGGCGGCGGCGACAACGUCAGCAGCACCGGCGGCAGUGCCGUCAACGCCAACGUCGACGUCGGUGGCGGCAGCAGCGGCGGCGGCACCUGCGAGCGCCGGCGGCGGCAGCGCAGCGGGUCCCAGCGGGGCCCAGGCGCCUGAUGACCCUAGCAUCUACGACCCACCAUCGGGCAAGUACGCCAAACCCGGCACCUACAAGCAGUUCGGGCCGCGGGGUCGCGGCGUGUACUGGCCCCGCAUGCCCUGCCUGCGCUGCGGCUGCCCCUGGUGGCUGGGAGAGGAUUGGGACGCGGAGUGCGUGAGGUGCGGUUGGGACUGCGAGGCAGACGGGUACGACGACGAUUCAAAUCCGCUGCCGCCGUACAAGGCCAAGUACGACACUUUCACGGCGGCGCUGCGGAGCGGCAAGACACCGGUGUGGCGAGGGAAGCAUGUGGGGCCGCGGGGGUGAUGUUAAGGGGACAUGGGGGAGGUGAGAGAAAUGAAAGAAGAUUUCAGGUCACGGGGAAGAAUUGCAGCAGGUAAUGGGAGAGUAGGUAGUAUUUCGGGCAGGUGAGGAAAGGCCGGAACAAGGGAAACCAGCCUAUGUGCAAAGUGCAGGAAGCGGAGCGAUAUAUAUGCUGUUCAGAUAGCCGUGGGUUCGAGUUUGCUGGUUGUUGCUGCUUAGGGGAAGUGCGUCUAGUAGGACGUUAGGCCGCGCUUCGGCGCAAAGCAGCGCAAGUGUUAAAGGCGUCGCGCCGGCAUUUCCAUUGUACUUUCGUUUGCGUACGCUAAUUGGAGUACUGCACGGGAUAGGUUGUAGUGCUCAGCUGAGCGUGCGCUGACACAUUUUGUGAAGUCGAAGUACACGACGAGAAGGCAGCAUCCUGGGGAAACCACCGGCGGUGGCGGUGAUUAACUUUAAAAGCUGUUCGGGAAUAAUCUGGGCUUGUGGACCUUGUGGAAGUACCUGUUACAAAUGCUUCAUGCGUCAUCGCCGCGGCGAUGUCGGCCGAAACCGCAGUCAAACCCGUGAAAACCCUAAAAGCGUCUAUCAGUCAGUACAUGACAAGUUGACAUGCCAACGAGUUGCGUGCUCACUUCUUGUGAAAAUUAAUGGUUGUAAAAGUGGC
Astrephomene gubernaculifera is the source of this 2888-nucleotide messenger RNA. Lineage: Eukaryota; Viridiplantae; Chlorophyta; Chlorophyceae; Chlamydomonadales; Astrephomenaceae. The record is from the annotation of a GenBank genome assembly.